AUGGAUGCCUUUGACUUCCCCGCCGACUUUGACCUUACUCUGCGGUCGUCUGCCUCUCGGUCCCCUGGCGACCCUUUCCGAUGCUGGGAACCGACAGCUCUAGAGUCUUGGGACGCUCUCUUCGAUUCUUCUCGGCCACUCAUCUUCUUUGACCAGCCGCCGUCACCCACAGAUACAUGCGCGUCCGCGUCAUCGUCCGCGUCGUCGCCAGGCAUGCUAUCCCCCGGCGGCCCUGCGCACGUCAUAUGCAAUGCUCCGCUCGUCGCUCCGGUCCCACUCCCAUAUCACAGCCCCACGUUUCUCCAAUUCGAAAGUUUACCCGACAUCGACGAGGAUCUCUCCCAUCCUCCGUACACUUGCCGCCCGAAUGUCUUGAAACGCAAGUGGGAGCCGGAACCCGAGUUGUCCGCACGCGAACGACGACAGAAACCACGCCAAUCCAUGUCUGGGCGACCUGUUUCAUCCGCGCUGGUCCAUCCAGCUCGAGCUCGCCUCACUAGGGGUCGUUGA
Molecule: messenger RNA, 510 nt
Organism: Mycena citricolor
Lineage: Eukaryota; Fungi; Basidiomycota; Agaricomycetes; Agaricales; Mycenaceae
Source: the annotation of a GenBank genome assembly